This is a messenger RNA of Saxophila tyrrhenica, 534 nucleotides long. RefSeq lists its product as uncharacterized. The transcript is spliced from 2 exons. The record is from RefSeq and is a predicted model, not a curated record. Lineage: Eukaryota; Fungi; Ascomycota; Dothideomycetes; Mycosphaerellales; Extremaceae. Bases 1 to 534 code for a protein of 177 amino acids.
AUGCAUUUCACCACCACCGCCACCCUCGCCCUCGCCGCCUCCGGCACCUCCCUCGCCAAACCGCUCAACUUCACCAGCCAGAUAUUCGGCCUCACGGCCUUUGGCUCCCAGCUCGAUGGCUGGGCGGUCGUGAACGCCCACGUCGGCGCUGGCCAAGACGCCGUCAUCAUCCAGCGUCCUUCCGCCUACACUCCAGACAAGGCUGUUCUUACGGGCACCGCUGGGUCGAUCAAGAGCGGUUUUGAGGUGUUAAACUUUCACCCCAACCAACCCAUCAGCAUGAUCAUCCCCUCCUCCCCCGACGGCGUGCUUUCGCAGGUCUUCUCCGAGUACGGCGACGCCAGCGCCGUCUUCUCGGUCAACGCGCAGAACGAGCUAGUCGUCGCGGCCGCGGGGACGACUUUCUUCGCUUGCCCGACGGAGGUUGGCGGGUUGGGCAAGGUGUUUGGGUUGUUCUUUGGGACCGAGGUGCCGCCGAAGGUUAUUAAGAAUAAGGCUUGUAAGCCGAUCUCGCUUAGGGCUACUGUUGUGUAG